Molecule: messenger RNA, 381 nt
Organism: Lutzomyia longipalpis
Lineage: Eukaryota; Metazoa; Arthropoda; Insecta; Diptera; Psychodidae
Product: proto-oncogene FRAT1-like
Exons: 1
Coding region: 1-381 (126 amino acids)
Cellular component (GO): cytoplasm
Source: RefSeq, a predicted model, not a curated record
AUGCCCAGCAAGCAGGCAAAUGAUGUGUUGGCUGUUGAGGAAUUAGUGCAUGAAAUAAAGGAGAACCUUCGGCUUAAAGCAAGACCAUCACAUCAUCCAAAUCGUAGCUCAAGACCAUCACCAUACCACAUCCCGUGUCGGUCGUGGAGUGAUGGUUGCAACGAUAAAAAUCACCAUCAUUCCACGGGGAAGAAGGAGGUUGAUCCUGCCAAUAUUGAUGACCCCUAUGAACUCCUUCAGGCUCUCAUAAAGAGCAACAAUUUAGUUAAAGAAGCCGUACGGCGUCUUCAGCUCAAUCUCUCACCCAAGCAACGAUACUUCUACGAAAGUGACGAUGAAUCGAGAUCACCCCUACUUAGGAUGUGUCACCUUGAAAUAUAA